This is a messenger RNA of Zonotrichia albicollis (white-throated sparrow), 1587 nucleotides long. Lineage: Eukaryota; Metazoa; Chordata; Aves; Passeriformes; Passerellidae. The record is from RefSeq and is a predicted model, not a curated record.
UUGUCAGAGGAUCAUAUGAAUACAAAAUCAGAAGGAGGAUAUAAGACAGACAGCAAGGACAACAGUACUUCCCACCGGGGUGGCUAUUGCCAUGGCGCGGUGGUCCAUGCCCUGCAGCAAUGUGGCGUUCGUCACAUUGACACAGCAAAGAGGUAUGGCUGUGAACACCUCCUCCAGAGGGCCAUCAGAGACAGUGGUGUGAAGAGAGAGGACCUCUGGAUAACCACCAAGCUGUGGCACAGUGAUUAUGGCUAUGACAACACAAAAAAGGCCUGCUUGGAGUCAUGUGAAAGACUCGGUGUGGAAUAUCUUGAUCUUUAUUUGAUUCACUGGCCUGAUGCACAGGUUCCAGGUAAAAGCAAUCGAGAGGUCCGAGCUGAAACCUGGAGAGCCAUGGAAGAGCUCUAUGAAAAAGGUUUAUGUAAAUCAAUUGGCGUAAGCAAUUUUCUUAUCAGCCAUCUUGAGCAACUAAAGGAGGACUGUGUGAUUACUCCACAUGUUAAUCAGGUUGAAUACCACCCUUUCCAAAGACCUCAGGAGCUGGUUGAUUAUUGUAGGAGCAGAAAUAUUGUUUUUGAAGGCUACUGUCCUUUAGCCAAAGGUGAAGCACUCACCCAUCCUACUGUCAUUCAGCUGGCAAAGAAGUAUGGCAGAACUCCAGCACAGAUUUGCAUACGCUGGAGCAUACAGAAUGGGAUUGUCACUAUUCCAAAGUCAACAAAGGCAGAAUGGAUAGAGGAAAACUGCAAGGUGUUUGAUUUUACAAUAACAGAAGAUGAUGUUGAAAUUCUGAAUGGAAUGCAUGAUGGGAGACAUGUUUCCUGGGAUCCAAGUUUUAUUGUGUGAAUCAAGAUUUCCUUUCAUGACCCAGCACUUCAUAGAGGAAUGACUCCCUUUGUGACUAAGUUGCAUCAGGAUGAAUAAAAGUAGUUUUUGCUUAUAUGGACAAAGACUUUUGAAAAAUGCAGAAGAAUGACGUGUUGGAGAAAAAUCCUUUGCUAAUCUCUCUCACAGGGAUUGUCACUAUCUUUUCAAGAUGGAUAGUGUUCAGACACUCCUCUGAUGCAAUUGUGAGUUGUCCAGCUGCACUGGGAGAGUUUGGUCUGGUGCUGUCAGAGGCCACCAGUCUUUUGAUAUGCAGGCAUUGGGUGGACCCCAGCUUACAACUUCUUUUCUGACAAGAUCAAAGCAUUUUCCUGCAAGGAAAUUGCUCUGUGACUAGCCAGGUUUCUGCAAUCCCUACCACACUAAGCUGUCACUGGAAGUUCCACAAAAACUUUGGCUGCCACACAGUAUUAGUUUGUUGUUCAUGACAUUCCCUAAAAUGGGAGUUUCUGCUCAUCCUGAAAGCUACGUAAGAGCAUUUACAUACUCAGAUCCCAGUGAAAAAUGUGUCUGUCUCUUGAUGCUAGUAGACAUGGUGCAGAACAUUUUUUUUAACCAGUUUAGCCAGGUGAGGCAUCUGUUUUGUGUCAGUUUGGUGUCCUGAUAUGUGCAGCCUUCCUGCUGGCAUUUGACAGAGACCUGCACUCUGGUUAUUUCUGAAAUGCAUGAGUAACACUGUGUUGUUCUUUCUCCUUUUUCUGA